AUGGCUUUAUCAGCUACAACCUUAUCAUCGUCGCUGCAAUUGAUCAAUGUCUCACACAGAUUCCUCUACGCAGCUGCUCCUUUCGCUUUUGACUCUAUCUUCCUCCGCCGACUACGCUUGAAACGGCCACUCGCUUCGUACUCUCAGUCGCGUAGGCGAUACGAAUCAGACGAUGGAUACUUCGACGAAUACGAUGUCGUUCCGGAGGAUGAUGAUGAGAGGGAGAGUAGUGUGGAUCUACUGGUCAGAUUCUUAACAAGUAUGUUCAAGAAAGUCUCUAAGCGAGCUAAGAAGGCCUCUCGUCGUGUUUUGCCAGCCGCCAUGUCUCCUCGACUCGUGUCAUUCGCAGUAGAUGGGAUAUUGCUACUGGGUUCACUUUCCAUAACAAAAGCAUUUCUUGAGGUAAUAUGCAAUCUUGGAGGAACAGUCUUUGUGGUGAUUCUGCUGAUCCGUUUGUUCUGGACUGGAGCUUCCUUCUUCCAGAAUUACAGAAACUACUUUGGACCAAACCCUUUAUAACUUUAAAAACAUACAUACAUUUAGUUUAUAACUCACCAUCUUGAGUUUCAGAUUGUUGUUGUUAUUCAUCAUGCCCCUUAUUUGUGAAGGGAACAUAUUGUGUGUUGUGUUAGUGUACAUAUUCGCUGGGGGAGUCAUCUAAUGAU
Molecule: messenger RNA, 665 nt
Organism: Eruca vesicaria subsp. sativa (arugula)
Lineage: Eukaryota; Viridiplantae; Streptophyta; Magnoliopsida; Brassicales; Brassicaceae
Source: the annotation of a GenBank genome assembly